Strigops habroptila (Kakapo) is the source of this 3540-nucleotide messenger RNA. It is a transcript of the gene MCTP1, whose product is annotated as multiple C2 and transmembrane domain containing 1. Gene Ontology annotation, molecular function: calcium ion binding. NCBI's taxonomy places the organism in Eukaryota, Metazoa, Chordata, Aves, Psittaciformes, Psittacidae. The transcript is spliced from 21 exons. Gene Ontology annotation, biological process: regulation of neurotransmitter secretion. Gene Ontology annotation, cellular component: synaptic vesicle membrane. The record is from RefSeq and is a predicted model, not a curated record. The coding region runs from base 59 to 2755 and encodes 898 amino acids.
CGGCGGGCUCGGCUCCUGCUGUUGCUGCCGCCGCCGCCGCAGCAGCAGGAGGAGGAAGAUGAUGGAUCCAGGCAAGGAGCCCCGGGCGGCCGCGGGAGAGCCCGAGCCGGCGGUGUCGUUCCAGGCCCGGCUGUGGAAGAACCUGCAGCUGGGGGGUAAGAGCCGAAGCGGCGGCGGGCGGGCGGCAGCCGAUCGCCGCACUGCGGAGCCCCCCGCUCCGCCGCCGGCCAGCGGCAAGGGGGACCUACCGCCCGGCGCUAAGUGGGGCGGCUUCAAGCGCCGGAGGCAAGUGCUGGACCGCGUCUUCUCGUCCUCCCAGCCCAACCUCUGCUGCUCAGCCGCCGAGCCACUGGAGCCGGGCGGCGAGUCCGGCUCCGCCUUGCGCCGGCUGCGGGAGCACCUGCUAUCCCAGGGGAAGGGGCCGCCGCCCGGCCGCCGCGACGACCCCGCCGCCGGGGAUGAGGGGCCUCCGGGCGGGAAGGAGGGCCGCCGGCCCGGGGCGCACCUGUCCCACCAGAAGAGCUCCUCGCUGCCGAGCACCGCCUGCCUGGAGCAGCUGCUGCAUGGCUCGCCCGCCGCCGGCAGGAGGAAGGAGCAGCGGGCGGCGGACGGCGACGGCAGCGCGAGAACAAAUUUGGUUGGAACAAGUAAUGCAGAUUUUCCCUCGGGGGAUCCCGGAAUGUACCAGUUGGACAUUACUCUAAGAAGAGGACAGAAUCUAGCAGCACGGGACCGUGGAGGAACCAGUGACCCGUAUGUCAAGUUCAAACUUGGAGGCAAAGAAGUAUUUAGAAGUAAAACAAUACACAAGAACCUCAAUCCUGUGUGGGACGAAAAAACAUGUGUUCUUAUAGAUAAUCUAAGAGAACCAUUAUAUAUAAAGGUCUUUGACUAUGACUUUGGACUUCAAGAUGACUUUAUUGGUUCGGUGUUUUUGGAUCUCACAUCGUUGGAAUUAAACAGGCAAACAGAUGUUACCUUGAGUCUGAAGGAUCCUCAUUACCCUGACCAUGAUCUGGGAAGCAUAUUAUUAUCAGUUCUGUUGGCUCCUAGAGAAGAACAGCGGGAAGUGACAAUGCUAAUGAGGAAGAGUUGGAAAAGAUCAAGUAAGACGCAGAGCUUACGUCUUUCAGACCUGCACAGAAAAUCUCAGCUUUGGAGAGGGAUAGUUAGUGUUACCUUAAUAGAAGGUCGUGAACUUAAGGCGAUGGAUGCAAAUGGACGAAGUGAUCCUUAUGUGAAGUUCCGGUUGGGGCAUCAAAAGUACAAAAGCAAGAUUGUGCCAAAAACUUUGAAUCCUCAGUGGAGGGAGCAGUUUGACUUUCAUCUCUAUGAAGAACGAGGUGGAAUUAUUGAUAUUACCGUGUGGGAUAAGGAUGCUGGCAAAAAGGAUGAUUUUAUUGGCAGGUGCCAGGUUGACCUGUCGACCCUGAGUAAAGAGCAAACCCACAAGCUGGAGAUGCCGCUGGAGGAGGGAGAGGGAUACCUGGUGCUGCUGGUCACUCUCACAGCCUCAGCUGCAGUCACUAUCUCUGACCUCUCCGCCAACUCCCUGGAGGACCAGAAGGAGCGAGAGGAGAUACUGAAGAGAUAUAGUCCAAUGAUGAUGUUCCAUAACAUGAAGGAUGUGGGAUUUCUUCAGGUGAAGGUCAUCAGAGCAGAAGCAUUGAUGGCAGCUGAUGUCACAGGUAAAAGUGACCCAUUUUGUGUAGUUGAAUUGAACAAUGAUAGACUGCUGACACACACCGUCUACAAGAACCUCAAUCCAGAAUGGAACAAAAUCUUCACAUUCAAUAUUAAAGACAUCCACUCCGUGCUUGAAGUGACAGUUUAUGACGAAGACCGUGAUCGCAGUGCUGACUUUCUAGGCAAAGUUGCUAUACCAUUGCUGUCUAUUCAAAAUGGUGAACAGAAAGCCUACGUCUUGAAAAACAAGCAGCUGACAGGGCCAACAAAGGGGGUCAUCUAUCUUGAAAUAGAUGUGAUUUUUAAUGCUGUGAAAGCCAGCAUACGAACCUUAAUGCCCAAAGAAGUGAAGUACAUUGAAGAGGAAAACAGACUGUCUAAACAGCUGCUGUUAAGAAACUUUAUCCGGAUGAAGCGUUGUAUCAUCGUGCUCAUAAAUGCCGCCUACUACAUUAGCAGUUGCUUUGACUGGGAUUCUCCCUCAAGAAGUCUCACUGCUUUUUUGCUUUUUCUUUUUGUGGUCUGGAACUUUGAGCUCUACAUGAUACCACUGGCUUUGUUGUUGCUGCUGGCAUGGAAAUACUUCUUGAUCAUAUCAGGGAAAGAUAACAGGCACCAUGAUAUUGUAGUGGAGGACAUGCUAGAGGACGAGGAAGAAGAGGAUGACAGAGAUGACAAGGACAGUGAAAAAAAAGGAUUUAUGAAUAGACUUUAUGCCAUCCAGGAGGUGUGUAUCAGUGUCCAGAAUAUCCUUGAUGAAGUGGCUUCCUUCGGAGAAAGAAUCAAGAAUACAUUCAACUGGACUGUCCCAUUCUUGAGCUGGCUGGCAAUUGUUGCCCUCUCCGUGUUCACCAUCAUCCUGUAUUUCAUUCCAUUGAGAUACAUUGUCCUUGUCUGGGGUAUCAACAAAUUUACAAAGAAGCUUCGAAGUCCGUAUGCAAUUGAUAACAAUGAGCUACUUGACUUUCUAUCCAGAGUUCCUUCAGAUGUGCAAGUGGUGCAAUACCAUGAACUGAAACAGGAUCCCAGUCACAGCCCAAGCAAGAGGAAGAAAAACAACCCUGGCUAGCCAACUCCACAUGCUGAAGGGUCAAGCACCUGCUGGGGGAGGAUAAAAGAAAAAGCCUACAGCCUAAGCAGCAUUUCCUUUCUUUCUUGAGCUUUUUAUUUAUUUUUCCUUUUUACCUAAUGGGGAGAUUUUGUAAAUAUUGUAAAAAGGCAUUUCUCAUUGAAGAUAUAUUUCACACUGUAAAGACAUUUGUUGAAGGUUUCAAGUAGGGUUUCUACAUUCGAAAGCCUUAUUAGACGCAGUAUUACACAUUAAAGGAAUCAAUCUAAAAUGGUAAAUAUGCACAGCUACUUGGUGGUCAGAGAUACCUGAAAUACUCAAAUCAUGCCGACUGAAUCUGCAAAAGGCGUACUUUUAAAUCUGACUCAAAAAAUUCAGUCAGAUUUUAUUUGUGAGCAUUAAUAUUUUUAUCCACUAAGCCACCAUUACGAUUUUCUAUGUUUUAUACGUUUCAACAGAAAUACAGUGUAGUGGACCCUACUGCACUUAAGUUUUAGCAGAUUUUUUUGAACUCCAGACCCUGUGUUAACUCCUGGUGCAAUGUUUUCCUGUGCAGGAGGGCUGCUUAUAAGAUAAUGAGAAACACCAAGUGCACAUCUCUUUCUGGAGCUCCCAAAAGUAGUUCCUAAUGUUUUUAUCAUUCCAUCGUAAGACCUAAAAAUCUCUGUCUCUCUCAAAAUACUGCCAGGUUUGUAACUGAUUGCCUAUCUGAUUUUUGUAUACGUACCGGUAAUCUUCAUUUGUACUACAUAGUUUAGUGAAUAAAGUUCAUAAUUCUGCUGUAA